Diatraea saccharalis (sugarcane borer) is the source of this 1508-nucleotide messenger RNA. NCBI's taxonomy places the organism in Eukaryota, Metazoa, Arthropoda, Insecta, Lepidoptera, Crambidae. The record is from the annotation of a GenBank genome assembly.
GUGCUCUCCGCCUCCUUGUCUUUCUUGGCCGUUUAAACCGCAUAUUAUAUUUUAUUGAACUCAUUCGGACAUUCCAAUAAGGCCUUAAAUAUUCCUGUUUGUUCAUUUAGAUAUUUUAAAAUAAGUAAAAAAUAAAAUGCAAAGUGUAAUAAACACGGUUAAAGGUACCGCUUUAGGAGUCGCAGGGUAUCUAACACCAGUGCUGAAGGAAUCAAAGUUUCAAGAGACUGGAGUAUUGACUCCAGAAGAGUUUGUGGCUGCUGGUGAUCACUUGGUUCACCACUGUCCUACAUGGCAAUGGGCCCGUGGGGAGGAGGGGAAGGUGCGACCCUACUUGCCUGCAGAUAAACAGUUUCUCAUUACUAGGAGUGUACCUUGCUACCGAAGAUGCAAACAGAUUGAAUAUUGUGAAGACAAAGAAAAAUUGAUUGAAGAUGAACAUGAUCCAGAAGGAGGAUGGGUAGACACGCAUCAUUAUGAUAAUACUGGUUCACCUGCAAUUGAAGAGAAGGUAUGUGAGAUGACCUUAGAGGCUGCUGACACAGGAGACAGUGAGGGAGAAGGCGUCGCUGCCGAAAAAGAUGAUGAUGAUGAUGAUGAAGAUGAUGAUGGAGAGGCCGAAGAUAUGGAGCAGUUUCAGGAAUCAGGCCUAUUGGACGAAGUGGACCCUUCAACAGACUUAGCGCCGAGGAAGGAACCGAAAGCGAAGCAGGAACGGCGGCGGGUCGACGGUGACGAAAUAGUGCGCACGCGCACCUACGACUUGCACAUAACCUACGACAAGUACUAUCAAACGCCGCGCCUCUGGCUCAUCGGAUACGACGAAAAUCGAUCUUUGCUGAGUGUCGAACAGAUGUAUGAGGACGUAUCACAGGAUCACGCUAAGAAGACUGUUACUAUGGAGGCUCACCCUCACCUAUCCGGCCCGAGUAUGGCGUCAGUGCACCCCUGCAGGCAUGCAGAGGUGAUGAAGAAAAUAAUAGAGACUGUCACGGAGAGUGGAGGUGAGAUGGGUGUGCAUUCGUACCUUAUAGUGUUUCUGAAGUUCGUGCAAACCGUCAUACCCACCAUCGAGUACGACUUCACACAGAACUUCUCCAUCAACUAGCCAAGCUUCUUAUAUAAGUGUACGCUUCAUGGAUACGAUAUUAUGUGGUGCUUUAACUUUUGAUAUUUGUAUAAGUCGGGGACAUGUCGUCGUGCUGGAUUCGCUAGUCUGUAUCUAAAUCUACCUAUAAAGUUCUAAAUGUAUACUUAUCAUUUAUUCUAUGUACCCCUUAGAUCAUUAAAGCGCUUGCUAUGAUUCUUUAAGAUUAUCUAAUAAAUAAUGGUAGCGAUUCUGUUGCACUAUCUAAUUAAUUUUUAUCGAUCUUUUUAAUAACUAUGAUAACAGAAUACUACAACAUACUAAAUAUAAUUAGUAUACAAAACAAUAACGAUAAAUAAACAAAAGUAUAAUUAUAUUUCAUAGAUCACAAAUUACUAUGGAAUAACGUUAAAACAAACUC